Molecule: messenger RNA, 644 nt
Organism: Ilex paraguariensis (yerba mate)
Lineage: Eukaryota; Viridiplantae; Streptophyta; Magnoliopsida; Aquifoliales; Aquifoliaceae
Source: the annotation of a GenBank genome assembly
AUGGCGGCUUCCAAAUCUGCAGCUGACCAAGCCUUUGCAAUUACCAAUCUGGAGAUUGUUAUUGGUAAUCAGAAGAACAAUAUCCUUCAUGAAAGCAGUUCACAGCUACUAAGCAAUGCCAUAGCAAUUGCGCCCAUUGCUAUGAGUCAAGCACCGAGUUCAUCCCACGUUGUUCAUGCACCUAAGGAGACUUGGCAAACUGUUAAAAGCCAUAAGACAGCAAAAGAGGGGAAUUGGAAGGGGAAAGAAGUGGUCUCUUUCCCUCAAGUGGUUGAUCAAAAUCCUAUAAAUCCUCAUGCAACAAGCAAUCUGCCAUCUAGUAGUAGCCACUCCAAACCCACUAGUGAUACUCAUGUUAAUGAUACUAACUUUGUUGAAGCUGUCCCAAUUGAUACUCAGAUCCUACAAACCAAACAACAAGUCUCUUGCCCUGAAGUGGGCAAAGAAGUCCUUGAAGUCAUGCCAGUUGAAUCCCCCAACAGAUUUGCUGAAUUGAAUAAGGAAGAAGACAGUCCUCCAAAUAACUGCAGCCCUUCCACAUGUCAAGAGGAACAGGUAUCGACUUCAUUCUCUGAUAAUUCUUUCCUCAAAGAUUUGGUAUCCUCUAAAAGCAAGAAGAAAAAGAAGAAGAAGCAUUUCAUAAG